Molecule: messenger RNA, 750 nt
Organism: Rhinocladiella mackenziei CBS 650.93
Lineage: Eukaryota; Fungi; Ascomycota; Eurotiomycetes; Chaetothyriales; Herpotrichiellaceae
Product: cytochrome b-c1 complex subunit Rieske, mitochondrial
Exons: 3
Coding region: 1-750 (249 amino acids)
Biological process (GO): mitochondrial electron transport, ubiquinol to cytochrome c
Cellular component (GO): membrane
Molecular function (GO): quinol-cytochrome-c reductase activity; 2 iron, 2 sulfur cluster binding
Source: RefSeq, a predicted model, not a curated record
AUGCGUCCAGCACCUGCUUCCGCGGGCUCUGCCAUGCGCGGCUGGACCCGACACACUCUGCCUACCUCCACAACCCCUUCUUCCCGUCUGUCCGUGGUGUCCGCCACCACGUCAUCUUCGAGCUCUCAACGACGGCUAGCAUCCGGUGGAGUUGCCAGCUCGAGCUUCGCAAGUCCCUUCGGUAGACCCAAGUACGAUACCACCAAAAUCCCGAGCUUUAAGGCAUAUGAAUCCCCCAACUCCGAGAUCACGAACCGAACUUUCCAAUAUUUCAUGGCCGGGACGAUGGGUCUGUUGGCUGCCGCUGGUGCGAAGAACACUGUUCAUGACUUCCUGGUUAACAUGUCUGCCUCAGCCGAUGUGUUAGCCCAAGCCAAAGUUGAAAUCGAUCUCGCUGCUAUUCCCGAGGGCAAAAACGUCAUUAUCAAAUGGCGAGGAAAGCCUGUUUUUAUCCGACACAGAACGGAAGACGAGAUUAAGGAGGCCGAAGCAGUAAAAAUUGAAACUCUCCGCGACCCUCAAACCGACUCCGACCGAGUCAAGAAACCCGAGUGGCUUGUAAUGUUGGGCGUGUGCACACAUCUGGGUUGUGUCCCUAUCGGAGAAGCAGGUGAUUUUGGCGGUUGGUUCUGCCCGUGCCAUGGCUCGCACUACGACAUCUCCGGCCGUGUCAGGAAGGGUCCUGCUCCUCUGAACCUCGAGGUCCCCGCCUAUGACUUCCCUGAAGAAGACAAGUUGGUCAUUGGUUAG